Molecule: messenger RNA, 1266 nt
Organism: Theobroma umbraticum
Lineage: Eukaryota; Viridiplantae; Streptophyta; Magnoliopsida; Malvales; Malvaceae
Product: cytochrome b-c1 complex subunit Rieske-4, mitochondrial-like
Cellular component (GO): membrane
Molecular function (GO): quinol-cytochrome-c reductase activity; 2 iron, 2 sulfur cluster binding
Source: RefSeq, a predicted model, not a curated record
AUUGGGUUAAAAAACGCGAUCUGUUUCUAUUCCUCUGGAGUUCCCGAUAUUUGGCGAAGCGAGAGAUAGAGAGAGAUCGAUUCCUGUUUCUAAGCUAAAUUCGAGAGAACUUGAGUAAAUUGAAGCUCUGUCUUUGCGAAUCGAAUCGAAGAUGCUGAGAGCGGCGACCAGGAGGCUCUCUUCUUUCACUUCCUGUCCGUCGGGGUGGAGGCACCACCAGGCUGCCUCCGCGAUCGCCCCUCGCCGUUUAAUCAACGAUACCGAUUCUUCCGAUGAUCUCAGAUCAAGCUCCUCCUUCUCUUUCGCUUCUCACUUCCUUCUUCCCACCAGAGGUUUCGCUUCUGAGUCACUCACCCCAAAAUGUGAAAACAGCAUGAUUCCUGAUGUUCCAGGAACAGUAGCAGCUAUUAAGAAUCCCACUUCUAAAAUAGUCUAUGAUGAAUACAACCAUGAACGUUUUCCUCCAGGUGACCCCAGCAAGCGGGCAUUUGCCUAUUUUGUCCUGACAGGUGGUAGGUUUGUGUAUGCAUCUCUUAUCCGUCUGCUUGUCCUCAAGUUUGUGCUGAGCAUGUCAGCCAGUAAGGAUGUUCUUGCACUGGCUUCUCUUGAGGUUGAUCUCUCCAGCAUUGAACCUGGCAGCACUGUUACUGUUAAGUGGCGUGGAAAGCCAGUCUUUAUCAGGCGCCGAACUGAGGAUGAUAUCAAGCUGGCAAACAGUGUUGAUUUAGCAUCACUUCGUGAUCCACAAGAGGAUGCAGCGAGGGUUAAGAAUCCAGAGUGGCUAAUUGUUAUUGGAGUCUGCACGCAUCUGGGUUGCAUUCCCUUGCCAAAUGCUGGUGAUUUUGGUGGAUGGUUCUGCCCUUGCCAUGGUUCCCAUUAUGAUAUCUCUGGCAGGAUUCGCAAGGGGCCUGCACCAUACAACCUGGAGGUGCCCACUUACACCUUCUUGGAGGAGAACCAGUUGAUGAUUGGUUGAGAAUAGCAGUGUAAUAAUCAAGCAAACAGUGGUCAUUUGGGAUCUCAUAAUUUUUUAAUUUUAUCAGAUAAUGCCGAAGACUUGUUGCAGAUCUUUGCUUUUGCUGCCCUUUCCUUUCAGGGCAUUUUUAGGGUUGUUUUAGUAACUGGGAUAAUUGUAGCUGUCUCCAGUUGGUGUUGCUCUGAAUUCUGAAUAAGUUGCCUGGAUUUUGCUGAGCAUUGAUGCUCUUUAGACUUUGACUAUUCCAGGAUGCUGUUAUUUAAUUAUUUUGAUUACGUUUUGAACCAUAA